Messenger RNA from Emys orbicularis (European pond turtle), 1065 nucleotides. Its product is annotated as synaptonemal complex central element protein 1-like. Gene Ontology annotation, biological process: synaptonemal complex assembly. Gene Ontology annotation, cellular component: synaptonemal complex. The transcript is spliced from 12 exons. NCBI's taxonomy places the organism in Eukaryota, Metazoa, Chordata, Testudines, Emydidae. The record is from RefSeq and is a predicted model, not a curated record.
AUGGGGCAGCGAUGCCACAGUAACCUUGUCACUCACGCCAUGGGGCGGCAAUCCCACAAUGCCUUCUCCCUCUCGCCAUAGCAAUCCCACAAUGCCCUUCUCCCUCAUGCCGUGGGCCGGAUAAAUCCGUGUCAACCCCACAGUGCCCUUCUCCUGAACACCAAGGGGUGGAUAAAUCCCCCUAGAAAGCCCAGUUACAAGCUUGAGCUGAAUUUUCUGUACAACAAAGCAAUUCCUUUGAUUUUUUUUUUCUUCUUCCCAGUUCCCAGCGACUUUGCACCCAAGGCAGAGGAGCUGCUAUUGCUGGUGAAACAACUGCAGGAUGCAAGGACCCUGGAGCCCCGAAUGGACGACCUGGUAGGAAGGAUCAGCAGACUGCAGCGAGCUAAGCAGGCUCUAAGCCAGGAGCUGCAUGAUGGGAAGGCGCGCAGCGAGGAACUGCAGGCAGAGCUGGAGGAGCUGAACGAGGAGAAGUCGAACCUGGAGGAAAUCUGCAGCCAGAAGGAAGAGGUCCUGCGGACCCUGCAGCUCCACUGCCAGGAGACAGAGGCCGAGGCCCAGCGGCAGCAGACGCUGUCCCAGGAGCGGAAGCAGAGCAUCGAGGAGCUGAUGGCGAAGAUCCAGGAGGAGAAGCUGAAGCAGAGGAAACAGAGGCUGGAAUUUGAGCAGCAGCUGGACGAGCUGAUGGAGACGCACAAGAGCCUCCAGGAGUGCCACAGCAUGGAGAAGCUGGCUGCCGAGAUCUGCAGCAUGGCCGAGAGCAAGGAACGUUUGCUGAGCGAAGACAAGCUGAUCCAAGACAACCUGGCCCAGGUCGAGAAGCAGCUGGAUUCCCUGCCCCAGGCAGAGGCAGCUCCCAGCCAGGAGAGGAUGUUCCUGAAGAGCCAGGAGGCCAGCACUGCCCUGCAGCUGUUCCAACAGGAAAACAAGAGAGCCACCGAGUAUCUGGAGGCAGCUUCGCGCCGCCACUCAGAACUGCAGCAGAAGUUCAAGAGGCUGACGGCCGAGCUGGAAGCCCAGCAGGGAUCCAGGGGUGACUCGGCCAGCAUGGAAACAGAUGCCUAA